Apis laboriosa (Himalayan honeybee) is the source of this 2356-nucleotide messenger RNA. Its product is annotated as glutamate receptor ionotropic, kainate 2-like. Gene Ontology annotation, cellular component: postsynaptic membrane; plasma membrane. The transcript is spliced from 13 exons. Gene Ontology annotation, molecular function: glutamate-gated receptor activity. The coding region runs from base 140 to 2230 and encodes 696 amino acids. The record is from RefSeq and is a predicted model, not a curated record. Lineage: Eukaryota; Metazoa; Arthropoda; Insecta; Hymenoptera; Apidae. Gene Ontology annotation, biological process: monoatomic ion transport.
UAACUUCAAGCUCGACUUGCUCAAAUUGAAGAAGGAGGAGCUGGUGAAGGUUGGCGAGUGGAAGCCCGGAUCAGGCGUUAACGUGACCGACGUCGGUGCUUUUUACGAGACCAGCGCCACUAAUAUCACCCUGGUCGUUAUGACCAGAGAGGAAAAACCAUACGUGAUGGUAAAGGAGGACAAGAAUCUGACAGGGAACGCGAGGUUCGAGGGAUUCUGCAUCGAUUUGCUCAAGUGGAUCGCUAAUCAGGUCGGGUUCCAGUACGCCAUAAGAUUGGUGCCUGAUCACAUGUAUGGCGUUUACGAUCCAAAGACCAAGGAGUGGAAUGGAAUCGUUAGAGAGUUGAUGGAAAAGAGAGCGGAUCUGGCCGUCGCAUCCAUGACGAUCAAUUACGCUCGGGAGAGCGUGAUAGAUUUCACCAAGCCAUUCAUGAAUCUCGGUAUCGGAAUUCUGUUUAAGGUGCCCUCCAGCCAGCCAACGCGGUUGUUCUCCUUCAUGAACCCGUUGGCCGUUGAGAUCUGGCUGUACGUGCUGGCCGCGUACAUGCUUGUGAGCUUCACCCUCUUCGUUAUGGCUCGAUUCAGCCCGUACGAGUGGAACAAUCCACACCCGUGCCUGGGGGAGAGCGACAUCGUCGAGAACCAGUUUAGCGUCAGCAACAGCUUCUGGUUUAUUACCGGCACGUUCCUCAGGCAGGGCAGCGGGCUCAACCCCAAGGUUUCCGCUCGAACGCCGUCGAGGCUGUUCUCGUUCAUGAAUCCUCUCGCCGUGGAGAUUUGGUUAUCCAUGCUGGGCGCUUACGUGAUGGUCUCCCUAACGAUUUGGAUAGUGGCGAGGUUCUCGCCUUACGAGUGGGUGGAACCUACACCCUGUCCGAGCUGCAAAUGUCCGCUACAGGGUGGUCACGUGAGCGCGUUGGAUCCUGACAGCGACGACAUUCCUCUGCUGAGGACGGUCAACGAGUUCACCCUGGCCAACAGCUUCUGGUUUACGGUCGGCACGCUUAUGCAACAGGGCAGCGACCUCAACCCCAAGGCAACAAGCACGAGAAUAGUUGGUGGAAUCUGGUGGUUCUUCACAUUGAUCAUCAUCUCAUCUUACACGGCAAAUCUGGCUGCGUUCCUCACCGUCGAGAGAAUGAUCACGCCGAUCGAGAACGCAGCUGAUCUCGCUGAACAAACGCAAAUUUCGUAUGGAACGUUAGAGGGUGGAAGUACAAUGACGUUUUUCAGGGACUCGAAGAUCGGUAUAUACAAGAAGAUGUGGGAGUUCAUGGAGUCGAAAUCGCCCUCGGUUUUCGUGAAAAGUUACGAAGAUGGGGUGAAGAGGGUGCUCGAGGGUGACUACGCUUUCCUGAUGGAGUCGACAAUGCUCGAUUAUGCUGUACAACGAGAUUGCAAUCUCACGCAAAUCGGGGGCCUGUUGGACAGCAAAGGCUAUGGAAUUGCCACUCCGAAAGGCUCGCCCUGGAGGGAUAAAAUAUCUUUGGCGAUUUUGGAGCUACAGGAGAAGGGUGUGAUACAGAUUCUGUACGAUAAGUGGUGGAAGAAUACCGGGGACGUGUGCAACAGGGACGAGAAGAGCAAGGAGAGUAAGGCGAAUGCGUUGGGAGUUGAAAAUAUCGGUGGUGUCUUUGUCGUGCUGGUUUGCGGCCUGGCUCUGGCCAUCCUCGUCGCAGUCCUCGAAUUCUGCUGGAACUCGAAGAAGAACGCCCAAUCGGACAGGUCCCUGUGCGCCGAGAUGGCCUCGGAAUUGCGGUUCGCCAUGCGGUGCGGCUCGCGGCAAAGACCAGCCGCGAAGGCGCGCAAUUCCGACGCCGCGGUGCCGUGCGACCGUUGCAGCCCGCGUGCCACGAGGAGGAGAACGCGAUAUUGUUCCACCGGCCACGAAGAGACCACCUACAUACCGAGCAUCGAGAUACCACGGUUAAAUGCAGGAGGGUGGAGCAUUGUCGAUGACGGAGAUGAAGAAAUCAUUGAGCUUCGAUCAAGUGGGAGCGGCCCGUGGCGGGAACACCUAGCACAGGCCUCAUCCUCAUCUUCAUCCUCAGCAGCAGCAACAGCAACAACAACAACCGCCACCGUGCAAAGCCACGCCCACGCACACACGUCACACACACUGCCACUCACAUUCACACAGCCACAGUCACAGCCAUACGCACAAACACCAACCACCCCCACCGAGGCAGAGACGGGGCUCUUCAAGCAUCGUCUUGGGUCAAGGAGGUGACCAUCCUGAGAGUAUUCUCUGGAGAUUCGACUGCGACCUGGCAGGUGAGCCAGACGUGGUGAUAUCGCCGCCGCCACCGCCACCCCCACCCUCGGCGGCCGUAUCGAGGACCACGACCCUUUGACC